AUGAACAAUGUCGUGGAGAUUGGAAGCCCUACGGAGGUUGUCUCUGAUAUGGAGGCAGUCAACGAGGACGAUGAUGGGGGUGGAGUUGGCAAAACCGAACCCCUUUCCCCGGUACCAAUGCAAGAGGACGGUCUGCAAGCGGGAGAAAUGGCGGCGGAAGUUACGCGAACAAGGAAAAGAGAACGUGACCGACUUCGACGCGGCGAUGGAAGGGGAGAGGUGAAAGAAGAGCCUGACAUUGAGAGUCCCACCAAAAGAGCCCAUGAACGACAUGAUGAUGAUGAGGCUCCGCUUAGUGGCAAGGAGUUGCGUGACCUGUUCGCACAGCACCUCCUGUCUGUGAAACAGGAGCUCCACACUGCUUGGGGCGAUGUUCGUGGACGUCUUGAUCGCGUAGAACAUGAAGGAGGGGCGACUAAAGAACAAGUUGCGUUGCUUAGUGGGAGAGUCUUGGUCAAUGAAAAAGACAACGUCGUGCAACAACAAGAGCUGGCUAGGCAGAAGAACCAGAUUGGAGACCUUGAGACAGAAGUGGAGGGGCUCAAGAAGCAGAUGGCAGAGAUAAAAGUACAGCCGACAAGGGCGGGGCAGCAGCAGCAACCUCUCCUCCUGCCUGGACAGCGUCCGGACGAGGCUCCUGACGCCUGGGCAUACUACCUUCACCAACGGAGAAGGGGAGAGAGUGCACAACCUCGCCAAGACCAGCAAGGAGGCCAAGUUGGAGGGGAAGUUCGAGGGAGGAAUUUUCCGGGACGAGGCGGAGACAAUGAUCAGUCAGGCUUGUCUGAAGAGGAUCGGCGCACGCUUAUCAUUGGCGGAUGGCUACAAGACACAAAAAGGGAGGUCAUUGAGUCGGAGGCGGCGUCUUUGUUGGCUUCUGCAGAACUCAAGCCAUUCUUGGACAGUGACAAGGUGAUCGUGUUUGGACCGAGGAAAAGCUUCGCGGUCAUCAAGUUCAAGGAGAGAGAAGGGGAGGACUUUUCUCAUGUUAAGGAGAGACUGUGGGGAGUCAUCAAGUAUGUCAAUGCCCUGAAGCACAAAUGGUUGAGCGCGUCGUCACCACAGCAGAAGCCUGCUUGGAUUUCCUUCCUCAAGUCCAAGGGGUCGAGACAGAGGACUGCACAUGCCUCUAUGCUUCCGCGCAUUGCCAUCGACCUUGCAAGUGAUGCUAAGACAGAAGAAGGCACCCCAAAAUGUCCGGAUGCGAUCCUGCCUGAGAGCUACGAUGUUGACUGGGCAGCGGGGACUACAUGGAAGGCACAAUGGAAACUUGGGAGCUCCAGUCAUCGUCAGCCAAGGGGAGAUGAAAUCAAAGCGAUGCCGGGUGGUUGGGUUGACAUUGCAGCGCUGUGCCAAGCAACCGGGGCGAGCACCUCCGAGGUCGUGUCGACUUUGGAGCGUGAGCUGUCGGGUCGAAUGAGUGCAAAACACGUUCGUCUGGUCUCGGCAAGCUGGAAUUUGGGAGGACAACCUUUGGAGAAAGUGAAUAACGCUUGUCCUGAGGGAGACCUUUUCUUUGUGCAAGAAGUGGCGAGAAGAACCCCGGGUUGGCAAACUCAUGGUGAUGAUGAGCGCUGUGUUUGGAUCUCCUUUCAACACCCUGAUCAAUGGAGAGGGACGGCAAUUGGCAUUGCGAGUGACAUCUUUGACUCCGUGGUGGAAUGCCGAUCGAGCAAAAGAGGAUGCGCCGUUGUUGUCCGACUUCGCAACUUUGGUCGAAUUGUUCUUGCUUCGAUUCAUGCUCCGACAGGGGUCAGCAAUGACAUUUACAGUGCUGCUCUUGAAGAAGCGGGCAAGAUGUUUGGUGACAAAUGGAGGCAUCUCCCAUGUAUUCUUGGCAUUGAUGUCAAUGAGGAAAUCCAGUGGAGGGAGGAUGGGGAGGCCAGCAUGGGGGCUGAUGUUUGUGUUGGGAACGCUAACUUCCAGGCCAUGACUGACAGCCUUUUGCACCAUGGUCUUCGUACAGUGUGGAGCCCAGACUCUAGACCGCGGUGGCUUUGUCGGGAACUUCCUCAUGAUGAAGUCCUCGUUGAUUGGGAUGACGUCCGCAAGCUUGCCAAGUCACAUACGAAGCCUCGCGCCUCAGACAAGUACAAGGAUGAUCAGCCCACUGUCGAGGCCUUUAGGACUGCCAAGGACACCAUGCAGCCUGAGGACUGGAAGCGAGCACACAAGUUGAGGCGCCAGGCCAGACGGCAGUGGUGUGCCUCUCGUCGUGAACGCAUUCUACGGGGUGAUUGGUUCGCCUACCGUGAUCAUAAACGGGACAAGAAUCGAACACCUGGCUGGUGGGGGAGACUUCUUGAGCAGAAGACGUCAAAGGAAAUCACUGAGGACGUGCAAAAACACCUUGAGGAGAAGUUGAAGGGACCCCCGCCGGCAGAAUGGGAUGAACGACUACGUGGCUUUCUUGGUGAACUGCCAGAUGAUGGUGGCUGGCAACCCUUCAGCUGGGAAGACAUCGGGGCGGCACUUUCUGAGAUGCGUGCCAACUCGUCUGUCAGUGAAGAUGGAAUUGGGGUUGACCUCCUCCGCCAUGUUCAUCAACAUGAUCAACUUGGCAAUCAGCUGGUCGACUUGAUCAACGACACGGUGAAGGCGCAAUCUGCUGAUCUCAUCGGUAGUAUCACACGCUUGCGCGACACCACGCGUGAAUGGAAGCUCCCCACUGUCUGUGCUAAACUGGACGUUAAAGGUGCAUUUGAUCGAGUUCGGCGAGAUGCUGCAGCCCGCCUCCUCAUCGAUCGAACCAGGAACUUUGUGCUUAACGCUGAAGUCAGAUGGCUCGUCCGGCAGCUUGGGACGAACUUCCUGGAUGGCUCCGUGCCCGGGGGAGCUAGAAUCCAGGUGGAAUGCACGCAGGGCAUCAAGCAAGGGGCCCCAGAAUCGGCUGAGUUGUUUGGUCUCCUCAUGGGUUGUCAAAUUGACAGUCUGCUAGACUCGCCGCAGUGGGCUAGGAUUCCCACGCCUUGGGGAGAUGUACCACUUUGUUUGCUCUUCUAUCAGGAUGACGUCUUCAUCUGGGACGAGAACAUCGACUCGCUCAAACAGCGCAUCGAGCUAGUAGCCCAGGUGUUGGGUGAACUGGGCCUGGAACUUGCCGAAGAGAAGACCCAAAUUAUUGCGUCCCCCCACUAUGCUGGCAACAGAUCCAUCUGGGUUGGAAACCAGAGAGUCAAUGUGCUUCCCCCUGAGGACACGAUCCGCGUCGUUGGGGUGAAUUUCUCUUUUCAUGAUUCCCCUGGAAACCAGGCCAAAGAUCUUCUCGCGAGAGCUCGUGCUGCAGCCGCUUAUCACUGUGACCUUCUCGGGGAGAAAUGCAAGCUGGGGUGA
Messenger RNA from Symbiodinium sp. CCMP2456, 3333 nucleotides. Lineage: Eukaryota; Dinophyceae; Suessiales; Symbiodiniaceae. The record is from the annotation of a GenBank genome assembly.